Jatropha curcas is the source of this 1056-nucleotide messenger RNA. RefSeq names its product annexin D8. Gene Ontology annotation, molecular function: phosphatidylserine binding; calcium-dependent phospholipid binding; calcium ion binding. Gene Ontology annotation, cellular component: cytoplasm; plasma membrane. Gene Ontology annotation, biological process: response to water deprivation; response to heat; response to cold. NCBI's taxonomy places the organism in Eukaryota, Viridiplantae, Streptophyta, Magnoliopsida, Malpighiales, Euphorbiaceae. The record is from RefSeq and is a predicted model, not a curated record.
AUGGCUACCAAGAUUCUGAACACAUCUAGUCAAGGUUUUGAGAUGGAUUGCAAAGAGAUUCAUGAUUCUUGGGGAAGGUUAAACCAAUUGGUUAGAUCAUUGGCUAGUCGGUCCAAGCUCGAAAGGCAACAAAUUAGGGAGACUUUCAAGGGAUUGUAUGGAGAGGAUAUAACAAGUUUUCUUCAAAGAAAAGAGGCUAAAAUUGUUGGAUCUAAAGUUUGUACUGCUUUGUCUAUGUGGAUGGUAGACCCACAUGAACGUGAUGCUGUUGUGGCAAGGGAAGCUCUCCAACAAGGGGACACUAAUUUCAAGGCUCUUGUUGAAAUUUUUGUGGGUAGAAAAUCAAGUCACAUUAUGCUCAUCAAACAAGCCUAUCAAACAAGAUUUAGGAGGCAAUUGAACCAAGACAUUAGCAAUCUUGAGCCACCCCACCCCUACCAAAAGAUUCUUUUUGCAUUAGCUGCAUCACAUGAGGCUCACCAAGCAGAUGUUAGCCAACAUAUUGCAAAAUGCGAUGCUAAGAGGCUACAUGAAGCAGGGCAAGGAGGUUCAGCAGCCAGUGAAGAAGCUGUUGUGCUUGAGAUUCUAAGUAAAAGGAGCAUUCCACAGAUGAAACUGACAUUUUCUAGCUAUAAACACAUCUAUGGAUAUGAGUACACGAAGUCACUCAAGAAGGGGAACUCUAGAGAAUUUGCUGCUGCACUUAAAACUGUCAUAAAAUGCAUGUGUAAUCCACUUAAAUAUUAUGCAAAGGCAUUGUACACAAGCAUUAAAGGGACAACAACAGAUAAAAGUGCCUUGGCAAGGGUGAUAAUGAGCAGAGCAGAGGUAGACAUGGGUGAGAUUCAAGGGCUUUUGAAGAAGAAAUAUGGAAUCGAACUAAAAGAUGGAAUAUGUGGAAGCAUUCCAUCUGGGGAUUACAGAGACUUCCUUGUUGCUUUAGCUAUAAAGUCGACUGACACUACUGCUUGCAAUUGCCAUUAGUUGAAAUGAUGAUUCUGCAGUGGCAGAGUUUUUUUUUUAUUUGUUUAGGAAAGUGAAGAGGAGUUAUAUCUA